AUGGAUUCAGCAGCUCGACGAACCAGUGGAGGCGUAUUCGAAGGGCUUUACAGGGUCAUUAUGCGCCGUAACUCCGUCUACGUCACAUUCGUCAUCGCCGGCGCUUUCCUCGGUGAGCGGGCCGUGGAUUAUGGAGUUCAUAAGUUGUGGGAGUACAACAAUGUUGGGAAACGAUACGAAGACAUUUCAGUUUUGGGGCAAAGGCCAUCGGAAGAAUGA
Prunus armeniaca (apricot) is the source of this 219-nucleotide messenger RNA. NCBI's taxonomy places the organism in Eukaryota, Viridiplantae, Streptophyta, Magnoliopsida, Rosales, Rosaceae. The record is from the annotation of a GenBank genome assembly.